Molecule: messenger RNA, 4046 nt
Organism: Terrapene triunguis (Three-toed box turtle)
Lineage: Eukaryota; Metazoa; Chordata; Testudines; Emydidae
Product: deleted in malignant brain tumors 1 protein-like
Exons: 14
Cellular component (GO): membrane
Source: RefSeq, a predicted model, not a curated record
CCUUCCUCCGCAAACAUCAGGUGCAAGUAUUUCCGUACCUGGACAACUGGCUCAUCAAGGCCGUGUCGCAAGCACAGGCUGCAGAGCAUGUGUCACUGGCACGGGCCACCUUCCACCGGCUGGGCCUCAUACUGAAUGUGCCCAAAUCCACCCUAGCCCUGACGCAGAGAAUAGAAUUCAUAGGAGCUCUCGUGGACUCCACACAGGCCAGGACGUUCCUGCCCGAGCUGCGCUUCCAAGCACCUCAUGGACAUUAUCAAAAACCUUCGCUGAUUCCCCACAACCACGGCCAGAAAUUGCAUGAAACUGUUGGGGCAUAUGGCGGCCUGCACAUACGUGGUCCAGCACACCAGGUUACGCCUUUGCCCCCUCCAGGCGUGUUUGGCGAGGACGCUGGCAUCUCAGAAGUGGCUCAGAUCGAACUGGUGAACGGCCCGAGUCGCUGCGCUGGGAGGGUCGAGGUGCUUCACAACCAGCUCUGGGGAACCGUGUGUGAUGACAGCUGGGACUUACAGGAUGCCAGAGUCGUGUGCAGACAGCUGGGCUGUGGGACGGCGUUAUCAGCCCCAGGAGGGGCUCGAUUUGGGCGAGGAUCUGACCGUAUCUGGCUGGCUGACGUCAACUGCAGAGGGACAGAAGUUGCCCUCUCCGAUUGCAGGGCUUGGCCUUGGGGAGAGAAUAACUGUAACCACGGAGAAGAUGCCGGUGUUGUGUGCUCAGACGCUGGCAUCUCAGAAGUGGCUCCGCUCCAACUGGUGAACAGCCCGAGUCACUGCGCUGGGAGGGUCGAGGUGCUUCACAACCAUCAAUGGGGAACCGUGUGCGAUGACAACUGGGACUUACAGGAUGCCGGAGUCGUAUGCAGGCAGCUGGGCUGUGGGACGGCGUUAUCAGCUCCAGGAGGGGCUCGAUUUGGGCGAGGGUCAGAUGGUAUCUGGCUAGAUGACGUCAACUGCACAGGGAAAGAAGUUGCCCUCUCCGAUUGCAGGGUUGAGGCUUGGGGAGAGAAUAACUGUACCCACGGAGAAGAUGCCAGUGUAGUGUGCUCAGGGGCUUCCGAUCUCGUCCCAAUCCAACUGGUGAACGGCCCAAGUCGCUGCGCUGGGAGGGUUGAGGUGCUUUACAACCAGAAGUGGGGAACCGUAUGUGAUGACAGCUGGGACUUACAGGAUGCUGGAGUUGUAUGCAGGCAGCUGAGCUGUGGGACGGCGUUAUCAGCCCCACGAGGAGCUCGAUUUGGGCCAGGAUCUGACCGUAUAUUGCUGGAUGACGUCAACUGCACAGGGACAGAAGUUGCCCUCUCCGAUUGCAGGGCUCGGCCUUGGGGACACAAUAACUGUACCCACGGAGAAGAUGCCGGUGUUGUGUGCUCAGGUAACUUGCAUCCAUCAUUGGCUCAGCUCCACCUGGUGAACGGCCCGAGUCACUGCGCUGGGAGGGUCGAGGUGCUUCACAACCAGAAGUGGGGAACCGUGUGUGAUGACAACUGGGACUUCCAGGAUGCCGGAGUCGUGUGUAGGCAGCUGGGCUGUGGGACGGCGUUAUCAGCCCCAGGAGGGGCUCGAUUUGGGCAAGGAUCUGACCGUAUCUGGCUGGCUGACAUCAACUGCACAGGGACAGAAGUUGCCCUCUCCGAUUGCAGGGCUUGGCCUUGGGGAAAGAAUAACUGUACCAAUGGAGAAGAUGCCGGUGUUGUGUGCUCAGAUGCUGGCAUCUCAGAAGUGGCUCAGCUCCGACUGGUGAACAGCAGGAGUCACUGCGCUGGGAGGGUCGAGGUGCUUCACAACCGUCAGUGGGGAACCGUGUGUGAUAACGACUGGGACCUACAGGAUGCCGGAGUCGUAUGCAGGCAGCUGGGCUGUGGGACGGCGUUAUCAGCCCCAGGAGGGGCUCGAUUUGGGCAAGGGUCAGACCGUAUCUGGCUGGAUAACGUCAACUGCGCGGGUACAGAAGUUGCCCUCUCCGAUUGCAGGGCUCGGUCUUGGGGAGAGAAUAACUGUAACCACAGAGAAGAUGUCGGUGUUGUGUGCUCAGAUGCUGGCAUCUCAGAAGUGGCUCAGCUCCGACUGGUGAACAGCAGGAGUCAAUGCGCUGGGAGAGUUGAGGUGCUUCGCAACCAACAGUGGGGAACCGUGUGUGAUAACGACUGGGACUUACAGGAUGCUGGAGUCGUAUGCAGGCAGCUGGGCUGUGGGACGGCGUUAUCAGCCCCAGGAGGGGCUCGAUUUGGGCAAGGAUCUGAUCGUAUCUGGCUGGAUAACAUGAACUGCACAGGGACAGAAGUUGCCCUCUCCGAUUGCAGGGCUCGGCCUUGGGGAGAAAAUAACUGUACGCACGGAGAAGAUGUCGGUGUUGUGUGCUCAGACGCUGGCAUCUCAGAAGUGGCUCAGCUCCGACUGGUGAACGGCCCGAGUCGUUGCGCUGGGAGGGUCGAGGUGCUUCACAACCAGAAGUGGGGAACCUUGUGUGAUGACAGCUGGGACUUACAGGAUGCCGGAGUCGUGUGCAGACAGCUGGGCUGUGGGACGGCGUUAUCAGCCCCAGGAGGGGCUCGAUUUGGGCGAGGAUCUGACCGUAUCUGGCUGGCUGACGUCAACUGCACAGGGACAGAAGUUGCCCUCUCUGAUUGCAGGGCUUGGCCUUGGGGAGAGAAUAACUGUACCCAAGGAGAAGAUGCCGGUGUGGUGUGCUCAGACGCUGGCAUCUCAGAAGUGGCUCAGCUCCGACUGGUGAACAGCAGAAGUCACUGCGCUGGGAGGGUCGAGGUGUUUCACAACCAUCGGUGGGGAACCGUGUGCGAUGAUAGCUGGGACUUACAGGAUGCUGGAGUCGUGUGCAGGCAACUGGGCUGUGGGACGGCAUUAUCAACCCCAGGAAGUGCUCGAUUUGGGCGAGGAUCAGACCGUAUCUGGCUGGAUGAUGUCAACUGCACAGGGACAGAAGCUGCCCUCUCUGAUUGCCGGGCGCAGUCUUGGGGAGAGAAUAACUGUACCCAUGGAGAAGCUGCCGGUGUUGUGUGCUCAGCUUCCGGCAUCUCAGAAGUGGCUCAGCUCCGACUGAUGAAUGGCCCGAGUCUCUGCGCUGGGAGAGUCGAGGUGCUUCACAACCAGCAGUGGGGAACCGUGUGUGAUGACAGCUGGGACAUAACUAAUGCUGGAGUCGUAUGCAGGCAGCUGAGCUGUGGCACGGCAUUAUCAGCCCCAGGAGGUGCUCGAUUUGGGCGAGGAUCAGACCCUAUCUGGCUGGAUGAUGUUCAUUGCACAGGGACAGAAGAUGCCCUCUCUGAUUGCGGGGCUCGGCCUUGGGGAGACAAUAACUGUCACCACGGAAAAGAUGCCAGUGUUUUGUGCUCAGACUCCAGAAUCUCAGAAGUGGCUCAGCUCCGACUGGUGAAUGGUUCGAGUCGCUGCGCUGGGAGAGUCGAGGUGUUUCACAACCAGCGGUGGGGAACUGUCUGUGAUGACGGCUGGGACAUAACUGAUGCUGGAGUUGUGUGCAGGCAGCUGAGCUGUGGGACGGCGUUAUCAGCCCCACGAGGGGCUCGAUUUGGCCGAGGAUCUUUCCAUAUUUGGCUGGAUAAUGUCAACUGCGCAGGGACAGAAGCUGCCCUCUCCCAAUGCAGGGCUCGGCAUUGGGGAGACAAUAACUGUACCCACGGAGAAGAUGCUGGUGUCGAGUGCUCAGACUCUGGCAUCUCAGAAGUGGCUCAGCUCCGACUGGUGAAUGGCCCAAGUCACUGUGCUGGGAGAGUCGAGGUGCUUCACAACCAGCAGUGGGGAACCGUGUGUGAUGACGGCUGGGACAUAACUGAUGCUGGAGUGGUGUGCAGGCAGCUGGGCUGUGGGACGGCGUUAUCAGCCCCUGGGAGAGCUCGAUUUGGGGGAGGAUCAGACCGUAUCUGGCUGGAUGACGUUCACUGCAUGGGGACAGAAGCUGCCCUCACUGAAUGCAGAGCUCGGCUUUGGGGAGCCAGUAACUGUAACCAUGGAGAAGAUGCCGGUGUUGUGUGCUCAGGUAACCUUCAUCUACCACCAGGGCCGCCCUGA